AUGCGUUUUGUAUUUUCUUUGCUCUGUAUAUUAGAGCUUCUAGUCUAUGUUCACGGGGCGAUAACACCGUCUUCAUGGAUUGACGAUCUCGGCCUCAGCCGUUCCAUUGAUAUUGGCAGGCUUUAUGGCAAAGCUAGAAAUUAUUUAUCACCUAAGAAAGAACGACUGAAAGAUGAUACCCCAUUGAAGAGUGGCAGAGAUGGCGGGGGUAAACCUGAGACUGUUAUCAGUCCUCCAUCGCACACUAAAGGCUCUACCUUGUUUGCUGAGCGUUAUACGGUGCACCACAAGGAAUUGAAGGCUCAAUAUCGUAAAGAUUACCCUUUUGCAGCUAUAGUUGACACCUUUUUCGGCACGGAAGCCGGUGGGCACAUGUUUCCCGGGACAGCAUUGCCUUUUUCUAUGUGUAAAAUGGGCGUUGAUGUCAUUGACACUGCACGAACCGAUGCGUACGCUGGGUACCUCACAAAUGGUGAAGUCGUCGGCAUAUCACUACUUCAUGCAUCUGGGACUGGAGGCUCUCCGACCUAUGGAGUCGUAUCUCAAUUACCUAUGAUGGCACCAUCUGUUGGGGCUAUAGAUAUUUCAAGGCAGAUUGGUUUCCAGAGAAGCACGACGGAUAGUGGUCAUGUAGGUUAUUACAAAGUCCGGCUUAACAAUUCUGUUACAGUCGAAUUUUCAUCGGGAGAGAGGUCUGGCUUGUACAAGUAUAGAUUUCCCUCUGCCAGUGGAAUGCGGCCAACUGUGAUGGUUAAUGUCACGCAUCACCUUCACAGUUUCGGCAGGCCUUGGUGGACACAAAACUUCGAAAAAGGAUACAUCCAAGUGAACAAAGACAUGCGAUCAUAUAGUGGGAAAGUGGUCAUUGCCGGAGGCUGGUCAGACCCUGGAGCAUGGACGGUGUACUUCUAUGGAAUUUUUGAUCACGCUGCUACGGGAAUAAGGGCGUUCCAAGGAACGAAGUCAGUGAAUGGCUUGAAGAUUAAUUUGGUUAACGACCAGAAUAAAAACUUUGGAGUUCUAUUUGAGUUUGCCGAAGAUGUGCGAGUGUUAAAAUCUCAUGUUGGAAUAAGCUUUAACAAAGACGAUGGGGUCGAAGUGGCAAAGUGGAAUAUAGUCAGAGAUAUUCCCCCGGAGCAUAAAUUUGAUCUUUCUUGGUCAGUUGAAAAUGCCCUUAAGCGUUGGGAUGAGGAAGUCUUCAGUAAAACCAUACUAUUCCCAGCAAAUGAGGACCCAGUGAGUCUAGAGUUAUUGCAUAAUGCCCUUUACGGAGUCCAUCUAAUGCCAACAGAGAAGUCGGGGCCAGAUGCACCAUGGGAAACAGAAGAGCCUUAUUACGAUGACUUCUUUACCAUAUGGGAUACUUUUAGAUGCUUAAAUCCUUUAUUCAACUUCUUCAAUCAGGAACGUGGUGCGGAGAUUGUCAGAAGUUUAAUAGAGAUAUGGCGGCAUGAGAACUAUAUGCCUGACGGUCGGUCUGGGGAUCGAUCAGGACGCACUCAAGGAGGUAGCAAUGCAGAUAUUGUCUUAGCAGACGCAUAUGUCAAGCGAAUUGGCGGCCAAAUCAACUGGGAAGAUGGUUUUAAGGCUAUGAAGGCGAAUGCUGAAAAUAUUCCGCCAUUGAUAAUAGACCCUAUGGCGCCGGAUUCUACCAACAAGUACGGACGGGGAGCCUUGAGUGAUUGGCUUUCGCAUGGAUAUGUUACAAAUAGAUACUCUCGCUCGCUAACAAGAACGAUGGAGUAUGCGUAUAACGAUUUUGCUUUGUACCAGGUCGCCAAGGGUCUAAAUAAAACUGAAGAUGCAAAACGCUACUUGGCACGUUCUACAAACUGGCAAAAUAUCUGGAACCCACGUGCCCAUAUUGCGCGCUACAACUACAGUGGUUUUAUCCAGCCUAAGGACGAACGCGGGAAUUUUGUGGCAAACAAGUACUCUCCUCUCUCGUGUUCCGGGUGCUACUGGUCUGAUGAUGCAUACGAAGGCAGGCCCGUCGAGUACGGCUGGGCAGUUCCUCACGACAUGAAGACCUUGCGCGGUCUAAUCGGAAACGACUCUGUUUUUGUCCAACGGCUCGACGACAUGUUCGGGCUCUACGGCGACUCACUCGCUGACCUAAGCAACGAACCGAGCUUCCUCACGCCCUACCUCUACAACUACGCGAAUCGGCACGACCGCACGGUGGAAACUAUCCACUAUCUCCUACAGAACAACUUCAAGCCAGGCCCCAAAGGCCUCCCAGGCAACUCAGAUGCCGGUGCCAUGCAAGCGUGGCUAUUUUUUGCGCUCAUCGGGUUCUAUCCUGUAGCCGGCACCGACUUGUACCUCUUAUCCGCGCCAAAGUUCUCCUACCUCAAAUUCACCCGGUUGCCGAACCUAGGGGAGGUCGAGAUUAUUGCCCAUGACUUGUUCCCUAAUGGCAAGCGUACAUCUGAUGCCCGGAACAUAUAUGUGAAGUCCGUUGUAAUUAAUGGCUUCGAGCUAAACCGGAACUGGGUCUAUCACGAAGAGCUUUUCAGUGAGCACGGUUCAAAGUUGGAGUUUUAUAUGACAGAUAAGCCGGUUGCAUGGGACAAGAAUGGUCCAUAUCCGCCUAGCUAUGGCCACUUAGCGGACGCCAAUAUUGCUCUUUAG
This is a messenger RNA of Eremothecium gossypii ATCC 10895, 2634 nucleotides long. RefSeq names its product ADR339Cp. The transcript has a single exon. The record is from RefSeq and is marked provisional. Bases 1 to 2634 code for a protein of 877 amino acids. Gene Ontology annotation, biological process: protein quality control for misfolded or incompletely synthesized proteins; carbohydrate metabolic process; protein deglycosylation. Gene Ontology annotation, molecular function: peptide-N4-(N-acetyl-beta-glucosaminyl)asparagine amidase activity; carbohydrate binding. NCBI's taxonomy places the organism in Eukaryota, Fungi, Ascomycota, Saccharomycetes, Saccharomycetales, Saccharomycetaceae. Gene Ontology annotation, cellular component: cytosol; nucleus.